AUGCCUCAGAAAACCUCUCAGCAGGAAAUGAAUGCCCUGUUUCAGGUCCACAUGCAACAGCUUGCUGUCUGUAUCCAGGAGCCUCUGACUGCUUCCAUGCUGUCAACCUCGUCCCUUGAGAACCACAAAUAAAGUCUGUGUGAGUCUGGCAUCCAUCUCUGUUUUCAAUUCACUUCCUCAUUCAAGAACUUGUGACCCUCCAUUCCAUGGUCAUUUAUGAUGGUUUAUUUUACUCUCCCUCCCUGCAGGUCAGACACUUUACCUCCUGAUUCACACCACACACCCCAGUCUGGCUCCAGAAAUCACAGGCAUGAUCGUGGAGCUGGAAAACUCUGAGCUGCUUCCCAUGCUGGAGUCCCCACAGACCCUUCCCACCAAGGUGGAGGAUGCAUCCGCUGUCUACGAAGCCCACGUGGCCCAAGCCAAAACACCUGCCCCAAUAGCUUAA
Messenger RNA from Coregonus sp. 'balchen', 448 nucleotides. The record is from the annotation of a GenBank genome assembly. Lineage: Eukaryota; Metazoa; Chordata; Actinopteri; Salmoniformes; Salmonidae.